This is a messenger RNA of Capsicum annuum, 318 nucleotides long. The record is from the annotation of a RefSeq genome assembly. NCBI's taxonomy places the organism in Eukaryota, Viridiplantae, Streptophyta, Magnoliopsida, Solanales, Solanaceae.
AUGCAACGAAAAGACCCGGAAAUAACGAAUAAUGAAACAAUUCAUAUAUUGACAUUUCGUGCUCAUUUCCAAAUUUCUGCUUUGUUAUUCCCAUCAUCCGGUAACCACAGGAUGAUCCACAAGAAAGGUGGCAGGAUUCGAACCUAUGGCCGGCCUGCCCCUGACCUGCUGGGUUGGGUGGCCGGGUUAGCACCCCUCGUCGCCUCUGUACCCGAAACAGAUGCGCUGCGCUACCCAGCGCCUAACCUUGUCUCCCCUACUCCUCUUCUGGUUGUGCCAUUACCAAUCGCGGGUAACCCCCGGUCCGGCCGCCCCUGA